UUACACGUCAUAUUAUUAUUUCCUACAUCCGAAUUAUUGAGUUAUAAAAUGUUAGAUGAUAGACAAAUAUUUUAAAACUGUUGGAAUUUUUUAGAACUAUUCUAUAGUUAACUUUUUUAAUUUGUCAAUGUUAGGUUUGAAUUAUUUUCAAAUUAUUUUAUAAAUAAUAAAAUGGGAAGUGCAUCAAGUACACCAAUACCUGGAGGAGGAACAGAAGGAUAUCAUGUUUUAAAAGUUCAGGAUAACUCACCUGGUCAAAUCGCAGGAUUAGAAGCAUUUUUCGAUUUUAUUUUAGCAAUCGAUAAUGUUAGACUUGAUAAAGAUAAUGAUACUCUAAAGGAAAUGUUAAAAAAUGGUGAUGAUAAAGAACUAACAUUAUCAGUAUAUAGUAGUAAGACUCAAACUGUCAGAGAAAUUAAAAUCAUUCCUAAUAGCAAUUGGGGUGGACAAGGUUUAUUAGGUGUUAGCAUACGCUUUUGUUCAUUUGCUGGGGCCAAUGAAAAUGUUUGGCAUAUUUUGGAUGUUCAUCCAAAUUCUCCAGCUGAUAAAGCUGGACUAAAACCUUAUACAGAUUACAUUAUUGGUUCUGAUUCAAUUAUGCAUGAAAGUGAAGAUUUAUUUAUGCUAAUAGAAGCACACGAGGGCCGACCAUUAAAAUUAUAUGUGUAUAAUGUUGAUUUAGAUUCUUGUCGGGAAAUUUCUAUUACGCCUGAUUCAAAUUGGCCCGGAGAUGGAAGUUUAGGAUGUGGAAUGGGAUAUGGCUACCUUCACAGAAUUCCUAUACGAACAAUACCACAAAAUAAAGAUAUUCCUGCACCUCCUAUUAUAAAACCAGCUGUUAUAAACAAUGUUAUGGCAUCGGCAGCUCAUGUACCUCAAACUAUUAAUCCACCAGUUCUAACACCACAAUCGGAAAAUAAUCAUUUGACGUCUGAAUCAACUGUUGGACCUUACCAGGAUCAAAAAAUUACUGUAGUCAACAAUCUUAGUAGUUCAAUGACACCCAUUAAUAUUAAUAUUAAUUCCGAGGGAUCAAAAGGCUUACCCCAAGACCAACAAGUUACUUUGUCAGACACUAUUUCAGCAACAUCUCAAGUACCAACAUUUCAAAAUCAUUCAAUCUCAAAUACUCAACUAUCAACUUCUCAGUAUUACAUGCAUCAACAAGGGCCAAUACCUGAAUUGAUGAAACCUUAUGUUUUGACCCCUGAAGUAAAAGUUUUAUCACAAUACACAUCUGAAAAUUCAGUACCAACUAUAACUCAAAAUGUAAUGACAUCACCAAUUUCUUCAACACAAUCCAAUCAAAUAACAAAUGAUCAAUAUGCACCUCAAAAUAAUCAUGUUCUAUUUAACACAAAUAAUUCAAUUAGUAAUGAUUCAUUAAGUACUAUGGAACCACAAGAUAAAAACUCAAAAAGUAUAAGUAAUUAUUUUACACAAAAUCCACAGCAAACCUUUCAAAAUAAUUCGGACACAAUACCGAUGUUCUCAGUGAAGAAUUUCCCACAAAUGUCUCCUUUGACUCAACCUCUAGGAAAUAGUUAUUCUGGAAUAUCUGUACCUCAACCACCAAUUCAACCACAAACAAUUGGUCCUUAUUCAGGAAUGCCACUGACUACUCCAAUAUCAUUACCUGGUAUGCCCCCUAUAACUGUUAGUGCUACUCUACCAUAUUCAGCAUUUGAGAGCUUACAAAUUGAUCAGAAGAAAAAUAAUCCAAACAAAGAAUGACGAUCCCCACUGCUAUCAUGACGACGUUUUUCACCACCAGAUGACCUGUGUUUAUUUCCAUGAUGAUUACUGCUACUUGAUUUGUAAUGAGAUGAAGAUUUACUUUUAGAUGGACUAAAAUAAUAAUAAAAUUAAAAUUUUAAUAUGAAAUUCAAUAUUUUAAAUAACUGAAUAAACAAUGUCUUACAUUUUAAACAUAAUAAUAGUAAAUAAAUACUAAAUUAGUGCUUUUAUUUUAUUAUUAAGAUUAACUUAUUUGUAAUUAAUUGAGUAUUGACCAUCAUAUAGAUUAAUCCUAUUAUCAUGAACUACUUAAUUACUUACAAAAUAAAUAGAAUAUUGAAAAAAACAUUUUUUAUUUUUUUAAUUUAAUACAUUUGUUUAAAACAAAAGAUUUAAAAAAUAAUUAAUUAUUUUAAUCAUGCCACAAAGCACAAGUCUCUUUUUUUAAGAGUGGUUGUACUAACUCUCUAAUAUACACAUUUAGAUUAACAACCUAGCAUUUGUUUCAAUAAAACAUAUUACAAGGCUAAUAAAAAAAAAAAACCCCCAGCACAAAGAG
Daktulosphaira vitifoliae (grape phylloxera) is the source of this 2296-nucleotide messenger RNA. It is a transcript of the gene Grasp65, whose product is annotated as Golgi reassembly-stacking protein 2. The record is from RefSeq and is a predicted model, not a curated record. Gene Ontology annotation, cellular component: Golgi apparatus. Gene Ontology annotation, molecular function: protein binding. The coding region runs from base 172 to 1734 and encodes 520 amino acids. Gene Ontology annotation, biological process: Golgi organization. Lineage: Eukaryota; Metazoa; Arthropoda; Insecta; Hemiptera; Phylloxeridae. The transcript has 9 exons.